Messenger RNA from Lottia gigantea (owl limpet), 3021 nucleotides. RefSeq lists its product as hypothetical. Gene Ontology annotation, cellular component: cytosol. Gene Ontology annotation, molecular function: phosphoglycerate kinase activity; ATP binding; ADP binding. The transcript is spliced from 12 exons. Gene Ontology annotation, biological process: glycolytic process; gluconeogenesis. Lineage: Eukaryota; Metazoa; Mollusca; Gastropoda; Lottiidae. The coding region runs from base 153 to 1403 and encodes 416 amino acids. The record is from RefSeq and is a predicted model, not a curated record.
CUACUAAAUUUGUACAGUGCAUUUUCCAGACUUUCUCAGACUUCAAGCUUGCAGCCCGGUGUCAAUCUGGAAUAUUCAAGGUAUCAGGAUCAGACGCAAAAGGAAUUAACGUCAGAAAUUAGUUUUGUAUAUUCGGAGGGAACAGUUUCACCAUGGCAUUUAACAAAUUAAGUAUAGACAAACUUGAUUUAAAGGGAAAACGAGUACUUAUGAGGGUAGAUUUUAAUGUUCCAUUAAAAGAUGGCAAUAUUACCAAUAAUCAGAGAAUUGAAGCAGCUAUACCAACAAUUAAAUAUGCUUUAGACAAUGGUGCUAAGUCUGUAGUAUUAAUGAGCCAUCUUGGACGUCCUGAUGGUCGUCCUAAUGCUAAAUUCACAUUAAAACCAGUAUCUGUUGUACUUGAGAAACUUCUAAAAAGGCCAGUUAUGUUCUUAAAAGAUUGUGUUGGAGCUGAAGUUGAAGGAGCAUGUGCUAACCCAGAACCAGGAACUGUUAUUUUACUGGAAAAUCUACGUUUUCAUCUUGAAGAGGAAGGAAAAGGCCUUGAUAUGCAGGGAAAAAAGGCGAAAGCAUCACUAGAAAAUGUUACCAAAUUCAGAAACUCUCUAUCGAAGUUAGGUGAUGUUUAUGUUAAUGAUGCUUUUGGUACAGCACACAGAGCACAUAGUUCAAUGGUUGGUUGUGAACUAGAACAAAGGGCUUCAGGAUUUUUACUCAAGAAAGAACUGGAAUAUUUUGCCAAGGCUUUAGAUAAUCCAAACAGACCUUUCUUGGCUAUUUUAGGAGGAGCUAAAGUGGCUGAUAAAAUACAGUUAAUAGAGAAUUUAUUAGAUAAGGUCAAUGAAAUGAUUAUUGCUGGUGGAAUGGCUUUUACUUUCUUGAAAGUUCUGGAGGAUAUGGAAAUUGGUACAUCACUGUUUGAUUCUGAUGGAGCUAAGAUAGUCAAAAAGUUGAUGGAAAUAGCUGAAAAGAACAAAGUAACAAUUCAUCUACCUGUAGAUUUUAUAACAGGAGAUAAGUUUAGUGAAGAUGCUACAGUUGAUACUGCUACACUUAUCUCUGGUAUUUCAGCUGGUGAAAUGGGUCUUGAUAUUGGCCUAAAGACAAGAGCUCAGUUUAGUGAAGUUAUAGGUAGAGCUAAAACUAUCGUAUGGAAUGGACCACCUGGUGUGUUUGAAUUUCCCAAUUUCUCUGAUGGUACAAAAGAAAUGAUGAAAGCUGUAGUUGCUGCAACUCAGGAUGGUGCUACAACUAUCAUUGGUGGUGGUGACACAGCUACUUGUGCUGCAAAAUAUAACACAGAGUCUAAAGUUAGUCAUGUAAGCACUGGUGGAGGAGCCAGCUUAGAGUUAUUAGAAGGUAAAACUCUACCAGGUGUAGCAGCUCUGUCUAAUGCAGCCUGAAUAUUAGCAUCUCAUCUCUAAUUCCCUUUCAUACAUGGUUUUCUCCCUUUAUACAUGUACAAUGAAUGAAACAAAAUAUUGGGAUAUAAUAAUUUCCUUUGUUUGGCAUCCUUUUACCCACUGAAUAAAGCAAUUCAUUGCUAAUGCUAUUCUUCUUUCAAUCUUUUAUACAAAAAGUAUUUGAUAAACCUUAUUCUACACCACCUUUCUUUUUUUAUUGGAUCCUUCAGAACAUAAUCAGUCUGGAAAAUUCUUGUUCAUGUUUCUGCUAAGCUAAGGAACAUAACUUAAAGGACAGGAAGCUGUUCACAAUUGUUUUAGUGUCUUUAUACUUGAUAAAGACACAAAAUACUGUAAAUAUAUCUGAUAAUUUUCAGUAAAGUUCAAUCCAAUUCUUUACCUUAAGAUUGUUGUUACUUUAAAUCCUGUUUGUCAAGGUGGUUUUGUUUUCAACCAAUGAAACCAUUAUCUUAAUUAGGUUUUAAAGGGACAGAUGUGCCACUUUGGGGGAUUGAUUUUAGUCUUAAAUAUAAGUAAAUAGUCUUCAGAAGUACUAGAAAUGUAUGAAAAUUGUAGGAAUUUUACUCACUAUUUCUAUAUAUGUCUUUUCUAUAUAUCACAGUCACGAGUCGUCAUUUUAACAUUCAACAGCACAUGGAUUUGAAAGCUCAAAUUUCUGUUGUGAAGUGUGAACACUAUUACUGAUUAGCUUAGCUAAAAAAAUUCCAGUUUCUGAGACUAAAGUAUGAUUGGUCAAAAAAAUGGCAUCUGUCCCUUUAAGAACAAAUUAUUUGAUUGUCUGAACAAAUAAAACACAUUGUAAUGGAAUGUUUGAGAUUUAAAUUUUUAAUAAAACGAAACUUUGUGGUUGAUAUUUAAAAUGAUUUUUGAUAAUAUUGAAAAGACAAAAACUGAUGGGUUUCAAUUUUUUAUUUUGUUUUAAAAUGAUAUUCACAUUUCAUAUACUUUUGUAGUUGGGAAUUUUUGAUUGGGCACAAAAAUUGAAUUCCACAAACAAUAACAAUUUCACAAUAUCUUAAGUAGUAUAUCAGGAAAUAUAAAUUAGCAUUAAAUACACUAGUUUAUUAAGUGUAGUUUGUUCAAUAUUUCUUAAACAAUUUAUCGUCAUUUAUAUGUGAAGUUUUUAUAACAAUUUUAAUGAAUGUCUAUGACGAUCUACCUAAAACCAAUAGAAUUGUAAACCACAAUAAGUAUUAUGCUAUAUAUAUAUGGAUUGCCUUAAGCACUAGAAAAUAUAUAUGACAAAUUUCUCUAUUCAUGUAUGUCUACUAUUUCUACUGUACCGUUGUCUGUGGCUCAUUGAAAUUACAAUAAGACUAUCAUCUGGCAAAUAAAACAUUAAAGCAAGAAAACCAUUUGUCAAAUCCUAGGAUGAGAAAAAUUGCUAUUUUCCUCUGAAAGCCUUGAGCUACUUUCUAUUGUCUUUCCUCCUCUAAAGAUCUCGUGUACAUUACUAACCUGUGGUAGUGUUAGAUUUGACAGUGUUUUAGGUAGAUAAAAUAACUAACAACUUCUUGUGUGGAAGUCUAAGUUUUGUUUGUUGAGACUUGUAUAUUGUACAGUUUAACUGACCAAAAUAUUAAAUAUGGUGUCUUCU